This is a messenger RNA of Acinonyx jubatus (cheetah), 2168 nucleotides long. RefSeq names its product amyloid beta precursor protein binding family B member 3 (gene APBB3). Lineage: Eukaryota; Metazoa; Chordata; Mammalia; Carnivora; Felidae. Bases 663 to 1847 code for a protein of 394 amino acids. The record is from RefSeq and is a predicted model, not a curated record. Gene Ontology annotation, cellular component: cytoplasm; nucleus. The transcript is spliced from 11 exons. Gene Ontology annotation, molecular function: transcription factor binding; amyloid-beta binding. Gene Ontology annotation, biological process: regulation of DNA-templated transcription.
CCGCCCCUGGGACCCGGCACCAACCCCACCCCGUAUCUGUGCGGCGCCUGUUGGCCUGGUCAGCGCAGCGAGGCUGGGCUUGCGCGCGCCGCAGCUUCGGAGGUCGAGCUGGGCUGAGAUUGCCGGCCCGCAGAGGCCGGCGGGGACGCGGUCGGGGCUAUGCUGGGCAAGGAUUACAUGCUGGCCAUCAUUCUGGUCAACUGUGAUGGUGUGCACGGGGUCCCGAUGGGAGGAUCGGGAGCUGAGGGGUAACGAGGGAGUUGACGGGGUAUGUUUCGGGGUGAGGACCACGGGACAAAUGAAUCCUGGAUUUUUGUGCUGCAAAAGACCUCCUGUACCUCCAGCCUAAGGAUUGCCACCUUUGAGAUGGAAGGAGGGUUCUGACCGUGUUAUUCUGAAUCCACUAAUAUGCCUUUCCAAUCCCGUGUUUCCUCUCCCCGUUUGGUGUCUUGUAGAUGACUUGUGGGGGGACCAGAAUCUUGAGGGAGAGCCAGGCCUGCCCCCUGGCUGGAGGAAGAUACGCGAUGCUGCAGGUACUUACUAUUGGCACGUACCCAGUGGCAGCACCCAGUGGCAGCGCCCAACCUGGGAGACAGGAGAUGCAGAGGACCUAGGCACGGAACUCUUUGUCCUGGUACGGUGAGGAAUCCUACAUCCAGAGCAUGGAGCCAGGAGCUAAGUGCUUUGCAGUCCGCUCCCUGGGUUGGGUAGAAGUACCCGAAGAGGAUCUGGUACCAGGGAAGAGCAGUAUUGCAGUCAAUAACUGCAUCCAGCAACUGGCCCAGACUCACAGCCGUAGCCGCAGCCAGCCCCCAGAUGGUGCCUGGGGUGAGGGCCAGAACAUGCUGAUGAUCCUGAAGAAGGAUGCCAUGAGCCUGGUGAAUCCUCUGGACCAUAGUCUGAUACACUGCCAGCCUCUGGUGCACAUCCGUGUGUGGGGUGUGGGCAGCUCCAAGGGCCGGGACUUCGCUUUUGUGGCUGGUGACAAAGACAGUUGUAUGCUCAAGUGCCAUGUGUUUCGCUGUGACGUCCCUGCCAAGGCCAUUGCCAGUGCCCUGCAUGGGCUCUGUGCCCAGAUCUUGUCAGAGCGAGUAGGUGUCAGUGAGGAUUCUCCUUGCUCCCUAGACCCCAUCUCCCCUGAGGACCUGCCACGGCAAGUGGAGCUGCUGGAUGCGGUGAGCCAGGCUGCUCAGAAGUAUGAGGCACUGUACAUGGGGACCCUGCCAGUCACCAAAGCCAUGGGCAUGGAUGUGCUGAAUGAGGCCAUUGGUACUCUCACCAACCGGGGGGACCAGGAUGCCUGGGUCCCUGCCAUCCUCAGCGUGUCUGACUCUCUCAUGACUGCACAUCCCAUUCAGGCCUGGUGUGGGCAGGCAGAAGCUGGUGCAGAGGAGGAACCACUAUGGCAAUGCCCUGUGCGCCUUGUGACCUUUAUUGGUGUUGGCCGUGACCCACACACCUUUGGCCUCAUCGCUGACCUGGGCCAUCAGAGCUUUCAGUGUGCAGCCUUCUGGUGCCAGCCCCAUGCAGGGGGGCUUUCCGAAGCUGUGCAGGCUGCUUGCAUGGAGGCAGUCUGCUCCCGUGAAAGCUGGAGAGGAGUCAGCAUAAUGGUUCAGUACCAGAAGUGUCUUGUGGCCUCUGCAGCUCGAGGCAAGGCCUGGGGUGCCCAGGCCCGGGCCCGCCUGCGGCUCAAGCGGACCAGCUCCGUGGACUCCCCAGGAGGUCCCCUGCCCCUCCCCCUGCUCAAAGGAGGGGUUGGGGGUGCAGGGGCAGCCCCUCGAAAACGGGGUGUCUUCUCUUUUCUUGAUGCCUUCCGUCUGAAACCCUCUCUGCUCCAUAUGCCCUAAGUGAAUCCAGGAGGACUGGGUAAGGAGGCUCUGGGUCCAUGCCCAGCUCUAUACCCCUUAAUUUUCCAGGGGCCUGUAGCCUCUCUUUCCUUGAAACCUUGUCUGCCUGCCCUCUGGCUCUUGCCCACCCUCUGUUUAUUGCCCAAUUUAUUGAAUAUUUAUAGGGAUGAUUGAGAGGCCCUGCACCACAACCUAGGCCCCUGGCUGUCCUUUCCUUGGGUCCCUGUGUUCCUUGCCCCUGUCCAGCCCUGGACAAUUGGCUCUACCUCAGCAACACUUUAUAGCAAAAUCAAUACAAAUAAAAAUCCCUCAGUGACCUCA